Molecule: messenger RNA, 1028 nt
Organism: Colletotrichum destructivum
Lineage: Eukaryota; Fungi; Ascomycota; Sordariomycetes; Glomerellales; Glomerellaceae
Exons: 2
Coding region: 182-556 (124 amino acids)
Biological process (GO): mitochondrial respiratory chain complex IV assembly
Cellular component (GO): mitochondrial matrix
Source: RefSeq, a predicted model, not a curated record
UUCGACCCAUCAAGCUUCACUGCAGGUUUGCAAGAAAACCGAGAGUUGCCAUCCAUCGCGGCGGCCUCAUCAAGGCAUUGACGUAGGACCGCAUUACCAAGUCGCGCGAGUAUGAUGCUGCCAUAGAAAUCCUCGUCCUUCUUUUCCACAAAAAAAAGAAGAAAAAAACCCAUACGCGAUCAUGCCACCGCAUCCCCUCCACCCACGGUCGCGUAUGACGUCUACCCUCUUUGCUACAACAGUCGUUGCAAGCUUUUUCGUUGUUGGCAUGCCGCAUCUUUUACCAUGUCCAGCACCUCGUGUCACGUACGCCGAUGGAGAAAUCGUAGUAGGCGAGGAUGGUCGCCGGAGGAGGCGAAAACGUCGCGAGACAACCCCUGAGAUCGAGAACGGCAUAGUCAACUUCAGCCAAGCCGGCGACGAGGAUACCAUACGAACCCGGGAAGAGCGAUUGAAGAGGGAGUGCCCAGUGCCGAGGCCGGGCGGCAUCCUUGGAGAGUGGUUAGGAUUCCAUGGACCGAGUAAAGAUGCAGAGGCCACAAAAGCGGAAAGGUGACGACAGCAGAUGAACAUAUGUACAACUCAAGAUACCAUUCAAGCCCCACGACGCAGUUUUCGACUUUCUGCAACCCGUGAUGGCUCGAAACGACUUUUACGACGAAGUUGCCACUCACGAUGCCCAGCUAACGCCGCUCGGCUAGCUUUGAGGUUGUGGGAAUGAGGCCGAAGUUGUGUGGCUAUGACUUUCCAGGAUGGGAGCAGCAGGGAGCUUGAAUGGGAAACGGUUUACAUGAUGACUCGGCCAGCGUUGUCUGCAAGACAUUCCUCGCAAUUGUCCUGAACGGUCCCGGACCUGAGGCUCUCUGUUACAGACCUGCAGCCUUGCGAAAGAGCUCUAUGUCUUGCCAUUCGAAUGAUGCGAGUGCACGGCCGAAGUCGCAGAUGGCUGUAUUUAGCCAAGGCAACCGGUCAAUCGCGCCGAACCAAUUGGAAUGGAGUGGUUUCCAAGUCAAGCUUGCCAUCAAUCU